UACUAUGGAAACCUCGCCGCCAGCACCAUGUCGCUGCCACAGAUCCCUCCGUCGCGGGUCUUCGUGGAACUAGUGCCCUGGGCUGACCGAGGACGGGAGAACCACCAGGUGUCGGCAGGAGAGACGCUGCCAGGCCUCCGCCGCCCGCUCCCCUCAGCACAGGCCCAGCCUGCGACACGCGAGGUGCAAGUAAGCGCGACCGCGGAGGUGUCUGCGAGCCCCGACCGGGCACUGGUAGCCGUGAGAGUGAGUAGCACCAAGGAGGUGGCCGCUGAGGCCAAGAAGAGUGUUUGCCGCCGCCUGGACUACAUCACGCAGAGCCUCCAGCAGCAGGGUCUGCAGGCAGAAAAUGUAACUGUGAUGAAGGAAUUUAGAAGAGUAGAAAAUGCUUAUCACAUGGAAGCAGAGGUCUGCAUUACAUUUACUGAAUUUGGAAAAAUGCAAAAUAUCUGUAACUUUCUUGUUGAAAAGCUAGAUAGCUCUGUUGUCAUCAGCCAACCCCAGUUCUAUCAUACUACAGGAGCUACUGAGAAUCUUCGACGGCAAGCCUGUCUUGUUGCUGUUGAGAAUGCAUGGCGCAAAGCUCAAGAAGUCUGUAACCUUGUUGGCCAAACCCUGGGAAAACCUUUACUAAUCAAGGAAGAAGAAACAAAAGAGUGGGAAGGCCAAAUAGAUGAUCACCCAUCAUCCGGACUCUCAAGUUCAUUAACUGUACAGCAAAAAAUCAAAAGUGCAACAAUACAUGCUGCUUCAAAAGUAUUUGUAACUUUUGAAGUAAAGGGGAAAGACAAGAAAAAAAAACACCUCUGACAUUGAUAUGUUGCAUUUGUAUCUUUUUUCUAUUUUUAUACACUCUGUGUUUCCUUUUGUC
Molecule: messenger RNA, 871 nt
Organism: Condylura cristata (star-nosed mole)
Lineage: Eukaryota; Metazoa; Chordata; Mammalia; Eulipotyphla; Talpidae
Gene: IRAK1BP1
Product: interleukin-1 receptor-associated kinase 1 binding protein 1
Exons: 4
Coding region: 28-810 (260 amino acids)
Biological process (GO): immune response; canonical NF-kappaB signal transduction
Source: RefSeq, a predicted model, not a curated record